This is a messenger RNA of Pantherophis guttatus, 1404 nucleotides long. It is a transcript of the gene FGF22, whose product is annotated as fibroblast growth factor 22. The record is from RefSeq and is a predicted model, not a curated record. NCBI's taxonomy places the organism in Eukaryota, Metazoa, Chordata, Lepidosauria, Squamata, Colubridae. Gene Ontology annotation, molecular function: growth factor activity.
GCUAGCAUUAGGUAGCACCUCCACGCCUCUCUCUGCGGUACAGCUGGUUCAGCUGUCAGGAUCCUCUUAGCCCUUUCCUGGAGCCCUUAGACUGAUCUUGGCUGAAAAGCCGGGCUAAAAUCACAACUUGAGUAUCGGAGGUGACUGCACGACUCCCUGAAUAUUUGAUGCUCUUCUUGUUUGCACCUGCUGAGAACUUUGACCAGAUGACUGACGAGCCAUCCCAUCCAGUCUCCUGCCUAUUUUGUUAAAAGACUUUUCUACCAUGGCCCCACCUGGAAGAGGCUCCUUGGGGUGACGGCCCUGAGACCUGUGGAUUUAUUCUAAGCUCCUCUCCAGCUGACACCGUGAAGCCACAUGGUUGUCUUCGCCCCUCUGGAAGCUGAACCGAUUCUCCUGGCAGGCGGCCUAGAGGGCCAUGGGUUGGUGGAACCCACUAACCAGCUGGACUUUGGGAUUCUCCUUGAUGACCUUCCUGUGGGUCACAUCAGCCAGGGAACCCAGAGACUCCGUUCGGCAGGUAGACAUCACGUGUCCCUGGCCCGAGGUUCACCGGCACGCACGGAGCUACCACCACCUGGAAGGUGAUGUACGCUGGCGGCGUCUCUAUUCCUCCAAUCAUUUCUUCCUACGCAUUGGCGGUGAUGGGAAAGUCGAAGGGUCACGUCGGAAAGAGAGCCUGAACAGCAUUGUGGAGAUCCGUUCUGUACAGGUGGGAACCGUGGCCAUUCGAUCCAUCCACAGUGGCUUCUACUUGGCGAUGAACAGAAAAGGGAAAAUCUAUGGAACGAAAGCAUACAGCCCCAACUGCAAGUUCAAGGAACGUAUUGAAGAGAAUGGCUACAAUACCUAUGCCUCUUUCCAUUGGCACCACGAAGGGCGACCCAUGUUCCUCUCCCUCAACAGCAAAGGACUGCCACGACGAGGGACGAAGACCCGCUGGCAACAUCUCUCCACCCAUUUCCUGCCAAUGCUCGUCUCAUGAAGGAGGAACCACUCUGGACUAUUUGAUCAACCAUGCACUAUUUUUUUUUUCUUUUUACGACCCUAUAAUCCCUUCAUUCAGGGUAGAGUCGGGGAGACUGGAUGGAGCUGAGCAUUUACUGGCCAGAUGCUCUUCCUGACGCCUAUGUGGAGUCAGCAGCAGAUAUUUUCUCUUUGUGUCCCGAGAGAGAAACAUCUGUCACUACCUAGGAUUGAACUCUCAACCUUCCGAGUGGGAAGCAAGCGUCUUCACCACUAGGCCAUCACACCACUCAACCAUGCACUACUAUAUGAUGUAUUUAAGAAGGGAGGGGGAGGCGGAGAGGGGGUAUAUUUAUUUUUUGUAAAAAAAAAAAAGAAGAAAAUGAAGGAAAAGCAGCUUGGAAUUCAACAGAAUAAAGACCAUUAGGAAAGAUGAAA